AUGUUCCUCUCCAAUCUGGUCCAGAAAGCGCAGCAGUACAUUGAUCCUGCCGUCCUGCCCGGCGCACUGAGUAAUGCGAACGCAACGAAGCCCUCGAAGUCGACACUCUUUCAGCAACAAUUCCACCUCCCCGCGACCCAGAACCCGCUGUACGAGAUCACCGCCGAGCUCACCCUCCCGACCCGCAAGUCCGGUCUCAGCAAGUCUCCGAGUGCGAAGCGUCAGCAGCAAUGGGGACCGAAUGACUGGGACAAAGGGGCAGACGGCAAGGGAACGCACUAUGUCGGCCAGCUUCAUCUGAGCGAGCAGUUCAUGUGCUUUUCUACUGUCAACACCUCGUUUGUCAGCACAGCGAGUACCAGCGCCAGCUCGGCGUUCACGGGACGAACGCAUGGUACUGGGACGGCGGGGAAUGGGUUCACGCUUCCACUGUGUGCGGUGAGGAGAGUGGAGAGGCUGCAUACCCAGAGCUAUAUGUUUGCGCUGUCAAUAACGACCUGGAAUGGCUUUGACCCUGGCUCAGACACCAAGCCGGGAGCUCCAGCGCCGCCAAAACUUACAAUCCAGCUCGAGGGAAGCAGACAACAGUGCGAGAGGUUCUGUGACGGGCUGAAGCGCGGAUUGCGGCAGGGUAUACGAGAGGUGGAGAACAUGCGCGCAGUUGCCGCAGACUGCUACUCGGAGUAUUUCAUGUACUCGGACUUUGAUGCGACUCCACCGUCGACGAAACCAGAUGGUACGCCGAGGACACCGCCGGACACGGGCUUGGGCAGUCUGUUCAAGUACCCUGGUAAUUCGCGGAAACUGCGGGAUAGGAGCAAGAUGCGGCUUUGGCACGAGUACAUGCGGGAGAACGGACGGAACACUACGCUCGUUCGACAACCAGACUUUCAUCGUUUGAUCCGAGUUGGGCUGCCGAACUUGCUGAGAGGCGAGAUGUGGGAGCUUACAUCUGGAUCGCUGUAUCUGAGGUUGCAGAAGCCGAAGCUGUACGCCGAGACGCUUAAGAAGCAUGAAGGCGAAGGAUCGUUGGCGAUCGAUGAGAUUGAGAAAGAUCUGAACCGGUCGUUGCCUGAAUAUGCUGGCUUUCAGAGCGAAGAGGGCAUUGGGAGGUUAAGGAGGGUCUUGACGGCAUACAGUUGGAUCAAUGCUGAGGUUGGGUAUUGCCAGGCGAUGAACAUCGUCGUGGCGGCGCUGCUAAUAUAUCUUUCGGAGAACCAAGCUUUCUACCUCCUUUCCAUCCUCUGCGACCGACUACUACCCGGCUACUACUCAACGACCAUGUAUGGCACUCUACUGGACCAGAAAGUGUUUGAGAGCUUAGUAGAGAAGACGAUGCCAGUCCUCUGGGAACACCUCUCAGGCAACGAUGUCCAGCUCUCCGUCGUCUCGCUUCCUUGGUUCCUCAGCCUGUACAUCAACAGCAUGCCGCUCAUCUUCGCCUUCCGCGUCCUCGACGUCUUCUUCUUGGAAGGACCGAAAGUGCUCUUCCAAGUCGGUCUGGCCAUUCUCCGCGUCAACGGCGAAGAACUGCUUGAUGCAACCGACGAUGGCGCUUUCAUAAGUGUCCUGAAGUCCUACUUCGCUCGUCUAGGCGAGUCAGCGCAUCCCAAAUCAGAGAACCCGAAGCAUCGCGCCAUCACGAAUUUCCAGGCACUGAUGGUCGUGGCCUUCAAGGAGUUCGACGGCAUCACUCAACAAACCAUCUCGGAGCAGCGAAGCAGGCACAAAGCGGCUGUACUCGAGAACAUCGAGUCCUUCGCCAAACGCACAUCGAUCCGCAAUCUUGGUCCGGAGAGCAAGAAGUUGUCGACCAACGACCUCGGCUUCUUGUAUGAUAGAUUCUACACCAUCCUCUACGAGCGGCAGCAACGAGCACAAGUGCUGCAGGCCGAGGAGGACAGAAAGCGCAAAGCUUCCCGCUUACGCGCGACCGAGAUCGUGACUGGUGUGGCUGGCAACUCUGCGCCUGAAAUGGGUAGAGUAGGGCUUGGGCCCAGCACGACGGAAAUGGACUACGAUGCUUUCCGCGAAUUCCUCGCCGGCGUGGCGAAGUGGGCUGUCACUGACUCUCCUUCUUCACCAACGAACCCUAACGAUCCUUCUGCGCAUAGAGGACAGAAUGGAUACUUCCACACUCUUCGAGCGAGACCAUCGCAUCCUUCAUCACCGUGGGGCAGGGGACCGGAGCCAGCUGAACAUGAGUUCUUGAGACGACUGUUCAAGCGGUGGGACAAGGAAGGCAAGAACUCAUUAACAUUGCAAGAUGUGGUGGCUGGACUGGCGCCGAUCAAAGGUGGCAGGGACAUCAUGGGCAAUAUUUCUUACUUCUUCGAACUGUAUGAUGACGACAAUGAUGGGAGGGUGGAUCGAGAAGGGAUUCUGAGAAUCUCUGAGGCAUUGCUUUUCUUGUCGAGAAGAGGUGUGGGUGGCGGCGGGUUUGUCAGUCCAAGUCCUACCUCGACGGGCUUGAGUGAGCACGAGGAUGGGAAGAGGAGGGAGACGAAGGAUGAGCAGUUCUUGUCUGCUGUAUCGGCAUUCAUUCGACGGUGCUUCGAGUAUGCGGACCCAGACCACCCAUCGCGGCAAGCUGAGAAGGAGGCGAAUAGUGCGGCGCAGCAAGUCGACCUCAUGGACCUGAACGAGAAAGACGGCCCAGUCACCUCAGACCCCCUCAGCGGUUCAUCGCCAUCAGGAAGCGACGCAAAAGACGACUCAGUCCUCUCACGACCCUCCACCAACUCCUUCGGCCAAACCCAACCCCAGUCCAAGCACGCCGCCGCCAACGCAGCACUCGACCCCGCCUCGCCCGUCCACAUCACCCUCCCCACCUUCCGCAUGCUCGUCCUCGCCGACGAAACCCUCGAAUCCUUCUUCGACUCCGGCUUCGCCAACUCCUUCCACCUCGCCGACGCUCCGCUGCCGAGCAGUACCAUUACGUCACCUACCUUCCUCAGCGCAGCACAACAGCAGCAUGCUACCGCUCCGCCGGCGAGUAUCCCUGCUUUAAGUCCAGGCGGCACUUCAUCAGGUGUCGUCGGUGGAGCGGGUGCGGGGGUUGUUCCGCCAGGCAAGGGGCUGAGGGGGAUGCUCGAUAACAUCGUCACGGACGGGAUGCGCGUCGCGGCUGAAGUCCGGAGACGAAUGGACGAAGCACAGAAGGAACUGGAUAAAGGCGCUUCCACCCGCGGGAUCGAAGACGACGAUGACGAUGAUGGUGAUGAAGGCGGACGCGAUCUGCUUGAAGGCGCGGAGGCGGAUGCCGGGGUCGAGAGGAAAGGUGAGAGUGCGAGGAGUCGAGAGCAGAGUCUGCUGGAUCAGCCGAUGGUGGAGGAGCCGAGGCAGGAGAGGGGGAAGGCGAAGCAGGAGGAGGUGGAUGCGGAGAUGGAGAAGAGUACGAUGUUUGAGCGAUAG
This is a messenger RNA of Saxophila tyrrhenica, 3414 nucleotides long. RefSeq names its product GTPase activating protein (GAP) (gene GYP2). Gene Ontology annotation, molecular function: calcium ion binding. The record is from RefSeq and is a predicted model, not a curated record. NCBI's taxonomy places the organism in Eukaryota, Fungi, Ascomycota, Dothideomycetes, Mycosphaerellales, Extremaceae. Bases 1 to 3414 code for a protein of 1137 amino acids. The transcript is spliced from 2 exons.